This is a messenger RNA of Trichosurus vulpecula (common brushtail), 4350 nucleotides long. RefSeq names its product shortage in chiasmata 1 (gene SHOC1). Gene Ontology annotation, cellular component: condensed nuclear chromosome. Bases 1 to 4350 code for a protein of 1449 amino acids. The transcript is spliced from 25 exons. Gene Ontology annotation, biological process: resolution of meiotic recombination intermediates. The record is from RefSeq and is a predicted model, not a curated record. Lineage: Eukaryota; Metazoa; Chordata; Mammalia; Diprotodontia; Phalangeridae. Gene Ontology annotation, molecular function: single-stranded DNA binding; ATP hydrolysis activity.
AUGACUUCAUCUGGCUUCCGUUUUACCCAUACCUUAGCUCCCAACUUUAUCCUAUCAAUGCAGCAAGACCCUUUUGCUCCUGUUUCAAAAUUCCAUGUACAAUAUAAUCUCAGGACAUUGGCCCUUUCAGCACAGUCCUCCGGGGCCAGGUUUAUCAGCUUAAGCCUGGGGGGAAGGGAUUAUCUCCUGCUCUGGGCCCCUGGGAAACCUCAGGCCUUCCUUGCUCCUAAGGCUCCAAAGAAGAGCAUUUCACACAUUGUGUCUCAUAUUAAUGACUUUGAAGAAAUUGUUCCAAGUUCAAAUCCAUCCUCUCAAAUUGACAUAGAAAAGAGCUAUUUAUUUACUCAGAAUGACUAUAAGGAAGUCUUCCAUCCUGUUCCUUGUUCUGAAGGAUGGCCAACACUUCAAACACCCAAUCAAGAUUUGUAUAUUGAUGAUGACAUAAUUUUUGUAGAUAGUUUGGCGGAGUAUAAAAAGCAACUCCCUACUUUGUAUACUCUCUUGAGUAGACUGAAAGUGUUUUUAUUAAAAGAUCCUUGUUUAGAUUUCAAAGAACAACAGAUCUUCAUAGAAGCUGAUCAUUUCAGGGAAUAUUCUCCUUUGCAAAGCCAUUUGGAAGUUCAUGAGAAAGAAGAAUUAUAUAUGAUUAAGGAGCUGUCCGAAGAUGAAAAACACUUGACUUUGCCAAUUAAAUGGGAAUUAUUGAAACCUGCCAGCCUCCAAGAAAGAACAGAUAUACAAACAUCCUCAGAACUUAAGAAGUCCCUAAAAUUGACUCCAGCAAUAAUCAAUCAUACAGUUGAAAAUGAAAAGCUCUUUGAAAGAGCCCUCCCUAACAAAUAUAAGGAUGAAACUAUGACAGAUUACUACCCCACAGAGAGGAUUUAUACCAUCCAAGACCAAUGUGAACUAGAAAGCAGUGAACAAGGUGAGUUAGAAAUGCCUUUAACUCCUCCACGUCUAAUAACCCAACAUUCCCUGGUAAAUCCGAUACAUACCGGACUUCAAACAUGUCAACUUUCUCCUGUUUAUAAUAUUAAUUUUACUCCAGCUGAAAAUUACACGAAGAAAUGCACCCAUCGAAGUUCCCUGGACUCUCUUUUACUUGCAGUGCCACAAACCAAAGAGCCUAUAAUUCACUAUUCAAUUACAGAUUUGAAAAGAAUGUUUUCUCUUGAGGUAGAAAUCCUUAUGCUUGACUCAUUAAAAGAAGAAUGGUGGAAACAACAGGGACUGAGCAUGAUAAUGACAGAUACCUUGGAACAUCUGACUCCAGAUUUGUGUGAUCACAACCUGCUUCCCCCUCACAUGGAGAUAUUGCCAGUGAAACCACUUCAGCUAGAGUUUGAAAAACCAACAAGAGAAGAAAAGACAAAGAGUAAACCAGAAGAACUAGUUUCUAUAAUAGUGAAAGAGGAAGAAAAGAAAGAUACUUAUGAAUCACUAGACUACAAAGCAUUAACUAUUGAAUCAUACACUUCAUCAGUAAGUCAUAAUGCAUCUUUUGAACGUAGUAGAAAAUAUGAGGAUGAUUUGGAUCCUUUGAGCAACUUUAUCAUUCUGAGAAACAAACAUAUGACCAUCCUGUCAGAGCCUCAAGUUAUUAUGGAUAAUAGCCACAAAGAAGAGGAAUGUACUCUGACUCUUGAAGAAGAGAAUCCUACUGUUUGUAAAGAGCUGUCACCUGAGAAAAAUCAAGAAAAAGAGAUAAAUAAUGUCAUUGAAAUUCAAGCAACUGAUAGCCAGUGCCAGGCUUACAGUCUCUUAGAAGCAGUAGCUACUCCUUUAUUGAAAGAGCUUGCUUGCCAUGGUAGUCUUCCUAUAUCAAACUGGAAAUUUGCCACUCUUGGCUUUGACCAAACUAGAUUUUUCUUAAAGCAGCAAGAAAAAAUACUAAAUGACAUUUUUCUUCAAGGUAAAAAUGAUGAAAGAGAAGUAAUAUUCAAACAGGCAGCAUUGGUCCAUCUUUUGGUAACAGUUCGAGAUCUCCUCUUAAUGUGUACCUUGGAUACAGCAUUGGGAUAUUUACUGAAAGCAAAAGAUGUCUACAAAAGCAUGUUAGGUUCCUGUUUGGAGAAUAUUUGGAGACAGCUCGAGAUCGUACAAUUUAUCAAGAAGAAAAAUCCUGAGACCAACCACAAAGAACAAGAGUUAUGUGGUCAGAUAUUACGUUUGGUACAAACGAACAACAGGGAAGAACAACAAUUUAAGGUGCUAAUUAUAACAAGAAUGGACUCAGAUAAUGAACAUUAUUUCCUUAUUGAAAAACUUAGCAAAAUAGAAGGUUUAGAAUGUAUUUCUUUAUCUCCUGAAGAAAGAAAAGUUUUACUGGAAUCCAAUGAUGUUUUAAAUGGCCUCAAGAAGUGUUCCUGUAUGGUUGUACAUAGUCAGCAUAUUGGACCCGACUUUCCUUGGACGCAAUUCUCAUUCAUGGUGGAAUAUAAUUAUGUAGAAAACUCUUGCUGGACUGAGCACUGUAAACAAUUGGAUAUUCCUUACAUGACCUUUAAAACAGUUCUCCCAGAUGGAGUUUUUAAAAAAAGUGCCUCACUGGACAGAUUUGGUGGUUUUCUUUUGGAAAUUCAAAUCCCGUAUGUGUUUCUCGCAUCUGAAGGACUUCUUAACACACCAGAAAUACUUCAGCUACUAGAAUCCAACUACAAUAUAACUUUAGUGGAAAGAUGUUGCAAUGAGUCCUUACAACAGUUUGGGGAUACAGAUCGUUAUGUGGUGGUGACAGUUGAUGAGUGCACAGCCGUAAUUAUUCAGAGUCUAGAAGAACUGAAUUAUGAAAAGGCAUCAGAUAACUUCAUUUUGAAAUUGAUAGCAUUAUCAAUCCAGUACAACUACUGUUGGGUCAUUUUGUACUCCAAGGAAAGACUGAAUUCAGGGUACUGCCUUACAGGAAAAACUCUUCAUCAUCUGGCACUGAUCUAUGCAGCUUUGAUUCCAUUUGGGUUGAAAUCUGAAGAACUGGAAGUGAAGCUUGUCAUCAUGCCAGGAGUAGAAGAAACUGCACAGCUAAUUCGCCAAAUUGCUGACCACAUCUUGAUGUCCUCUAAGAGAGAUCCUCAGGAAUGGCUGGACAAGUCUUGGCUUUCAGUUUUACCAUCUGAGGAUGAAACACGCUUACUUGAUUUUCCAUGUAUCAAUCCCUUGGUGGCUCAGCUUAUGUUAAAUAAAGGACCUUCGCUGCCUUGGCUGCUAUCUGCAACUCUUGAUCAACUUCAAGGACUUCUGCCUGAAGUUCCCUCCAAAGUGUUAAAGCACUUUUCUGAGAUUACUUCUUUGUUCAAGAUUGAUUCUUCCCUGCCAAAGUCACCUUCAAUUUCAUCAUAUCAAGAAAAUGGAUACCAGCCCAGUACCAUCUCUUCUCAGUGUUCAACCUCAGAUUCUUCAGCAUUCAUUAUUCAAGGAGAAGAUGAGUAUUAUUGUUAUCCAAAAUUGUAUGAAAAAGUGCCUGAAGAUGCAAGUCUGUCUUCAAAUUAUACCACUUCCCUUGUAGGACCAAGUGAAAUGCAAUGUAUUUUACCAUCUUCAAAAUCUUAUGAACAAAUGAACUGCUGGGAAGCUUCCAAUUUGAACCCAUACCAACCACAGGAUACUGCUGUUCUAAAUAACAUAGACUCCAGAAGAACAGCUGGUACUUCCUUCCUAAGGCAGAAUGAUUCAGAGUCAGAUGUCUUUUCUUCCAGACUGGUUCAAGUGAAUUAUGAAGCAAGAAUGACUGAGAGUGUUGCUAACUCUGAUUGUAUGAACUAUAUGGAACAAGACAUACAUGUAACAAAAGGAAAAAUAACAAAAGAACUGGAUUCCCCCAUCUUUUCACUGGAGAACUCUGCGUAUCCUGCUACCCGGAAUCUUAAGAAAAAUACACUAGAAUCACAAAUCCAUCCUCUCAAAUUACAGUAUGGCAGAGAACAGAGCUCAUAUGAUACUUGGUUCCCUAAAACAGACAAUUUAAAUACAGCCUCUAACCCCUUGAUGUUUCAACAAAAGUGUCUGUCUAGUAAAUUAAAAGGCUUCAUGUAUGACAGGCUAGAUGAUCCAACAGAUAAGACUUCCUGGAAAGGAUCACUAACUUUCUCCAAUGUGAAUUCAUCUGCACAUAAUUCCCAUGCCUAUAAUUUAAAUGCAACUUCAGAAAAAUUCAACAAUCUGUAUGCCCAGCAAACAUCUGGAAGAUAUUCAGGACAGAAAAGACACAUUGUAACUUCAUCAAAUUUAGCCGAGAAUGACUCAUUAACAGGUUUGAUAUAUUCUCAGCGACCCCAACUGAAAAAAAGGAGACUAGUGUAUGAAAAGGUCCCAGGAAGAACCGAUGGACAAACACGCCUUAAGUUCUUUUGA